This is a messenger RNA of Prorocentrum cordatum, 1780 nucleotides long. The record is from the annotation of a GenBank genome assembly. NCBI's taxonomy places the organism in Eukaryota, Dinophyceae, Prorocentrales, Prorocentraceae.
GCGGUGGUGGCUCGCCAGUGCUGCCUUGCUCUCGUACAUCGGGGACUGGGGAGUCCUCGACUCUGUCCUUUCGAAGCCGCUCGUGGAGCCCGAGGACGACGCGUCCCUGAGGUACACGAGAGAGUCCGAGCGGCUUAGCUUCUACGACUAUCUGCGGGUGCACACGUCCAGCGUGACACGAUGGAGCCGCUUCGAUCGGACGACUGGCCCCCAGCGGGGGCAUGUGGUCCUCCUGGUGAUGCGAAUGUACCCCAAGAAGAAGAACGACACAAGGUGGAUCUACGUGAAGCCGGACCGCGCGCUCGGCGUGGGCGACAUCAAGGAUCGGGCGAAGAUGUCGAGUUGUCGACAGCCAGGCUGGGACUACGAGGCGUUCCCGACCCUCACGGCCCCCGAGAAGGCGGACAUCCUGGAGAAGGCCAAGGAGAAGCAGCUCGAGGCCGAGCUGUAUCUGUCCAACAUCCGCGGCUACGUUGCCUCAUUGUCCUGGUUUCGCUCUGGUCUGGUGGGCGUAUGGAGCACAUGGAACUGGGGGUCGACGGUGGGCGCCGCCUUCUUUUUCUGGAGGGUGGCGGUCUACUGCAACCUGUGGCAGUGGAUGCGCUGGUCAGUGGAGAAGCUCGAGGACGGCCACAACAUGAUACUCGAGAUCGACGAUUUCCGAGGAUAUCUGCACGACCUCUACCAGGACGGCAAGCUCGAGAUUCCCAUCAUGAUCUUCACCGCGGUGGUGGCUAUCGGGCCAAGUCUCCUGCGUUGCUGCAGGCAGCGCCCCUCCCCUCUGCUCGCGGGGGUUUCGCCUCCAGUGAGCGACGUGGACAGCGACGGGAAAGCGGGCCACUCGGUGGCGGGGUCGUCGGACGAGUCCGAGCCAGCCAAGGACAUGCAGGAGAUGAAGGCCAUGAUGAGCAACCUGCUCGACGAGAUCACCAAGUCGAGGUCGGAGUCACCACGUGCCACCACGAGUCGGAGUGCCUCGUCGGCCGCGUCCCCUGGAGAGAGCAGUCACGCCAGCUGGGAGAGAGCCCCCAGUGUCAACACGGACUCCAGCAUGGACAUGCAUGUGGACAGGAUGAUCGACCGGCUGAAGCGCUUCGAGGACACGAUCAAUGCGGACAAGGCCUCUCCUGGAUGCAAGCCCUUGCAGGACGCCUCGUCCACGUCGGCCACGGCGGGAUCUACGACGUGCCCUACCAUUGGCCUGGGGACGAAGGAGACGCUGGAGGGCGUGGGGGUGAGCCUCGAGCCCUUGCGGGAAGCACUCCGGGACCCCAGGGAGAGGUUGCUGGCCAACCUCUCGAAGAUCGAUGCGCCGCCCACCUUCACCCUCCCAGCGGGCCUCACCUCCCGCGUGGCACCCGAGCUGCUGGUCCAGACCUACGGGAAGUACGGCAGCAUGGAGCUGAAUCGCAACCACAUCGGCCACGAGAUGAUGCUGCACUGCAUGACGCUGGACCGGAUGCUGGAGGCCUCGCCCGAGUUCAUCCAGACGGCGGGCUGCGAGAUCUUAUGCGCGCGAGUUUAUGCUCUGAAGCGGGCGCCCAAGGACGUGGCAUGCAUCAACGACUGGAAGCAGCCCCGGGGCAGCGGGGCCAACAAGUGGAAGUCCAAGGUGCGCUGGGACCUCGCGAACGAGCUGGACUGGAGGUCUGUCACGGAGGGCGAGGAGGCGCUCCCAGGCGUGGAGCGCGACUUGACGGCCAGGCUGCAGCAGAAGGCUCUCUUCCAGAAGUAUCUGCAGGAGGGGGGCUCGGACGCCGUGAAGGAGGAGGACGAGUAG